AAUAUUCAAAAGAAUAUGAUCCGACAGACAAAAUAAAGAAUUAGGGUUUAGGGUUUUGGCUCCUUUGUAUCCCAUUCUAUCAGAAGAGCUGAAUUUGAACGCAACACCGUAAACAGUAAACAAUGCCGCGAACUACCACCAUAGAGUGCCCUGGUUGCCCUCCGAUUCGAGCACUAACUUUUGACGCACUUGGUUUCAUUAAAGUAAUUGAAUCUCGUGAUGACCGAAGAAUCCCUCAGGUGGUGGAGAGAUGGGGCAGUACAGACGCCUCAAAGUGCGUGCUUGCUGUUUCUAUGGAUGACAGUAAAAGAGACCCUUUAUUAGCUGUUGCAAGAAAAAGUGGCGAGAUCGAACUACUAAAUCCACUUAAUGGGGACACUAACAUUUCAAUUUCUAGUGUUGGUGAUGCUGGCGUUCAACUUGAGGAUGAUGAUGUUAUUGGUUUACAUUUAUUCAAAACACAAAGAUUAUCUGGGUUGGUAAUCUUUAGGUCAUGCACUUUGCUUACAUGUACAGCAAAAGGACAUACAAGCAUGAAAUCCAUUGAAGUUAACAGUUGGACUGCAGAUAAUGCUAGCACUAAUGCCUCUAGGACAUGGAAAGUUUGUGCUUCUGGUAAUAUUUCAUGUUCUAAAGUGGAUGGAAGUGAAAACUAUGCUUUAUUUGGAGGGAAAGGUGUGGAAGUCAAUCUAUGGGAUCUUGAGAAGUGUACUAAGAUAUGGACUGCAAAAGCUCCUCCUAAAAACAGCCUUGGUAUUUUUACUCCCACGUGGUUUACAUCUGCAACAUUCCUGAAUAAUGUUGAUCACCGUAAAUUUGUGGCUGGUACCAACAACCAUGAGGUUCGUCUUUAUGAUACUUCUGCCCAGCGCAGACCUGUAAUUUCAUUCGAUUUCCGUGAGACCCCGAUUAAGGCUGUCACUGAAGAUCAAGAUGGCCACACAAUCUAUAUAGGGAACGGGUCUGGCGAUCUUGCUUCCGUUGACAUACGCACAGGGAAAUUGUUAGGAUGCUUUUUGGGGAAGUGUUCUGGAAGCAUCAGAUCCAUUGCCAGGCAUCCUGAGCUCCCCGUGAUAGGAUCUUGCGGUCUGGAUAGCUAUUUGCGCUUGUGGGAUAUAAAGACACGACAACUUCUUUCUGCGGUUUUCCUGAAGCAACACCUUACAAAUGUUGUCUUUGAUUCCAAUUUUACCGAGAGAGAGGUUACAUUGAAAGCACAAAAUUUGAGUGAGAUCCAAAACGAAGAUGAGAUGGGAACACUGCCAGUGAAAAGAAAGAAAAAAUCUAAAGAGAAAGGCAAGCGCAAAAAGAAGACAUCUGAAGAAAAUGAUGGAAGCAAGAGGUUGAAAGCAAGAGGCUGAAAUCUAAGGAAAACAGCUGAUGAACGAAAUUAAGGUUUUCAUUAUUCCUGAUUACCCGCUGAUACUCUUUAAUCAUGAAGGAGUUGGAGCAUACAUUGUGAUUAUACUGCAUAGUAGUAGAAGCACAGAAGCUGUGCUGACGCGACAUUUUUGCUAAGUGAAGUGGCAGAUGGACACAAUUUUUGUUUUCUUUUUACCUUUUUGUUUUUAGAUCUCCAGUUAUGGUUAGAUGAUUAAAAGUAGGUAAAAGAAAACAAAGUGGUUUUUCUUCCUGCUUUGGUUAUUGGUUAUCUUUACAGCUAACUGUGGAAAGGACCGAAAAAAAAGGUUAAUGUCAAUUAAUCAACCAUUUGUUUUGCCACAACACAUUAAGGGUUUCAUUAUCAUCAAAAAUCAGCUGCAACUGAUGCAGGAAAAGAUAAGAACUUGAUGCAAAUUCCCAAAGAUAACCAAUAAUGUAGUCAGUUGUGGUGUAAACUUUCAUUGCUAGUUACAACUGUGAUUGCACUUGUAAGUUCGAUUAUCAUUUCAAAAAAUAAAUCCGUACAAUUAGUUCUU
Molecule: messenger RNA, 1919 nt
Organism: Jatropha curcas
Lineage: Eukaryota; Viridiplantae; Streptophyta; Magnoliopsida; Malpighiales; Euphorbiaceae
Product: Transducin/WD40 repeat-like superfamily protein
Biological process (GO): ribosomal large subunit biogenesis
Cellular component (GO): nucleolus; preribosome, large subunit precursor
Molecular function (GO): protein binding
Source: RefSeq, a predicted model, not a curated record